Molecule: messenger RNA, 7987 nt
Organism: Myodes glareolus (Bank vole)
Lineage: Eukaryota; Metazoa; Chordata; Mammalia; Rodentia; Cricetidae
Gene: Fbxl20
Product: F-box and leucine rich repeat protein 20
Biological process (GO): SCF-dependent proteasomal ubiquitin-dependent protein catabolic process
Cellular component (GO): cytoplasm; SCF ubiquitin ligase complex
Molecular function (GO): protein binding
Source: RefSeq, a predicted model, not a curated record
CUCCCCCGGCCCAAGGAAUGGGUGCAGUGCUGGGGCGUUGCACCCCCUGACCCUGAGGUGAAGCCUCGCUACCAGUCCCUGGGCAGAGCUGGGCGCUAGGUCCGCCUCUUAGCGCCACCAGCUCAUGCCUUGGGCAGCCAGGCACUGAGAGACAGCUGCCCCGCAGCGGCCCCCCAGGCCUCCCCGCAGCACCCCGGAAUGCAAUUCAGCGGGGCGGGGGAGGCGGCGGCAGCAGCACCCGCGGCGGCGGCGGCGGCAGCACUACCCCAACCCAGAGACGUCUAGAGAAAAGAGGAAAAUGGCUCCGAGCAGGGACCGCCUGCUGCACUUUGGGUUCAAGGCGACAAUGUUCUCAAACAGUGAUGAAGCUGUAAUCAAUAAAAAACUUCCCAAAGAACUCCUGCUAAGGAUUUUUUCUUUCCUGGAUGUUGUUACCUUGUGUCGCUGUGCUCAGGUCUCCAGGGCCUGGAAUGUCCUAGCUCUGGAUGGCAGUAACUGGCAACGAAUUGACCUGUUUGAUUUCCAGAGGGAUAUUGAGGGUCGGGUAGUAGAAAAUAUUUCAAAACGAUGUGGAGGCUUUUUACGAAAGUUAAGUCUUCGUGGGUGUCUUGGAGUAGGAGAUAAUGCAUUAAGGACUUUUGCCCAAAAUUGUAGGAAUAUUGAAGUGCUGAAUCUAAAUGGGUGUACAAAGACAACAGACGCCACCUGUACUAGCCUUAGCAAGUUCUGCUCCAAACUCAGGCACCUCGACUUGGCUUCCUGUACAUCAAUAACAAACAUGUCUCUCAAAGCUCUGAGUGAGGGGUGUCCACUGUUGGAGCAGUUGAACAUUUCCUGGUGUGACCAAGUAACCAAGGAUGGCAUUCAAGCACUAGUGAGAGGCUGUGGGGGUCUCAAGGCCUUGUUCUUAAAAGGCUGCACACAGCUAGAAGAUGAAGCUCUCAAGUACAUAGGUGCACACUGCCCUGAGCUGGUGACUUUGAACUUACAAACUUGCUUACAAAUCACAGAUGAAGGUCUCAUCACCAUAUGCAGAGGGUGUCAUAAGCUGCAGUCCCUCUGUGCCUCUGGGUGCUCCAAUAUCACAGACGCCAUCCUGAACGCUCUAGGUCAGAACUGCCCUCGUCUUAGAAUACUGGAAGUGGCCAGAUGUUCCCAGUUAACAGAUGUGGGCUUCACUACUCUGGCGAGGAACUGCCAUGAGCUUGAAAAGAUGGACCUGGAGGAGUGUGUUCAGAUCACAGACAGCACAUUAAUCCAGCUUUCUAUACACUGUCCGCGACUUCAAGUAUUGAGUCUCUCUCACUGUGAACUGGUCACAGAUGAUGGAAUUCGUCACCUGGGGAAUGGGGCCUGCGCCCAUGACCAGCUGGAGGUGAUUGAGCUGGACAACUGCCCUCUAAUCACCGAUGCGUCCCUGGAACACUUGAAGAGCUGUCACAGCCUUGAGCGGAUAGAGCUCUAUGACUGCCAGCAAAUCACACGGGCUGGAAUCAAGAGACUCAGGACCCACUUACCCAACAUUAAAGUCCACGCCUACUUCGCACCUGUCACUCCACCCCCGUCAGUAGGGGGCAGCAGACAGCGCUUCUGCAGGUGCUGCAUCAUCCUAUGACAGUGGCGGUGGCCAGCCUUGGUGAACUGAGUGUUUAAUGACACUGCUAGACUCACCGUGGAGUCUCCAGUGGACGCAAUCCCAGCACUCUGGGCAGGGUUCCAAAGCGAGGGCAGCAUCCAGAUCCCCAGAGCCACACAUACACAGGCACACGCCCUCACCCCAUCUGCUGCAGUUCUGUGACCGUGGCACCGAAGUUCAUACUGGCUGUAACAAGUGGAUUGGUGAAACUUAACCAUUCCCGUUGGACAUGCCCAGAAGAAAUCUUAGGCCAUGGUAGAGGGAAGGGACAUUCCAGCAAAACCCAGUGUUACUGCUACUGUGGUUUAUUUUAUUAAGGGGUUUCUGUGGGGAUUUUGAAUCAGUAACUGCAAUCUUCCAGGGUGAAAGGUAGCAUGGAAAAACAAUAUAUGAUGUAUCCAGGGACCAGAAAGAAUUUAUUUGCAUCCUAGAAAUGGUAGCUAUCCAUUGGGAGAUGCUUAUGCAACUUCUGUGCUUCCUUGUUUCCAUGCCAACAUGCUGAGCAUGCUCACAAAGAAGGCUCGUCCAUUCAUCUGAUAUUUUAGUAUUUGGCCCAGAGGUUUCCUUAGCAGCUAUAUAUUGAAAUUGCUGGGGUCCAAAUAUGAUCACUUUUACUUCCCUGCUCAGUUUGUCACUCUGUCACCGUGCACCCUCCCCUCCCCCCGUCUCUGCUCACUGCUGCACUCUGGCUGGCUGUCCCCAGUCGUAGUCUGCUGCUCACACUCAAUUGUUACUCCUUUGCUGUUUGUUUACAGUUUGCAUUUUGGAUGAUUAGUUGGGGUUACCAAACAUUUUUAAAAGAAACAUCAAUAAAUAUUUUUUUAAUCUAAAUUUUACUAUUAGGGGACCUGCCUGAAUCUUUGCCAGUCUAGAAGGAAACUCUAACAAGAGCAGGGAAGUUAGGAUAAGAAAGAGUUGAACUGUUUUGAUGAAAAGAAACUUGGCCUUUUGGUUUCUGUUGUGUCUUUGCUGUGCACUCAUUUGCACGGUGUGCUCAGUGUCCCCUGCACAUUUCCCUCUUCCAAACUUGGUGAGCUUAUUAAGAAAAGAGAAGUGCAUUGUUAGUGUGAAGUGGGGGGGCAAAUCCGUUUCCACUACCCAGGUACAAGCACAAAUGGCCCUUGUUGUCCUGCACUGACGGGAACAUGGUGUGACCUCUGCCUGUCGGCAGACUUACUAGAGUUACCUGCUUUGCAGCAGUGCUGGGGGACGGGGAUAGAACCCUGUAACAGUCAGCUGCCUGUUUCAGUGUUGGCGGGAUUGUCUCUAAUGCUGGCACUUCCGAAGACCCAAAUGUAGCAGCUAACACUCUCUCUUGUAGACUUCCUCUGAGUGUGGUAUGAAGGCAGCCAGAUGGGGCCAUUGGGGCAGCCAGAGAACCUUGAGAAGGGAGUAAGAGGCUCAGGGUCUAUACCGAGCCUAGGACCUGCCCCCUACCCUACCCUCCAGAGCUGAGAAAGGGGUUUAGUAUCUGUGCCUCAUCAAGAAGAAACCUCUUCACAAAAACUCACACAAAACGAGAGAAAUGAAAUGAGUUUCUAAAGCUUAUUUCUAAACUCCAAUGUUAGAGGCCUUGUGUGAUGUUUAACAGGGUGUUGGGGGAAAGGCUUUUAGGAGGUAGAUGUGCAAACCAGUAUGAUCCCAGGAUGUUCAAAAGGCUGGUUUACUGCUAUAGGUACUGGUUCUACCAGACUAUAUAAGAAUAAAAUCUGAUUAAUUUCUCCAUUAAUGUAGAAAACAAUCAGAUGAAAAGGUCCUAGAAUUCUAUACUACCAGAUUUAUUUAUCAUAUUAAACUUAUUUAAAAUCUUAUUUUAUUAUGUUCUUUUGAAAACUAAAUUACUUGUGUUUUUUUUUUUAUUCCUUCUCCCCCUCAUGUUCAAAUUAUCUUGCAAGAAAUUUCUUUUUUUCCUCUGAGACCAUUUGUUACGUUGCCAAGCUGACCUGGGCUCCAGUUCCCUUCCCCCUCGGCCAGCAUCCUGUGUGAAUGGCGCUGCGGAGGCUCUUAUAUCCGUGUACAUCCCACCCCCAGAGACGAAGUCUUACUCUGUAGCCCUGGCUGACCUGGAAUUUGUGAUUGUCUUUCUGCCUCAGCCUCCCAAAUGCUAAGAUGAUAGGUGUGAGUCACCAUGUCAGAUUCACUAUACUUUUAAAGUUAGACUCAGUGCGCACACAUAGACAUACACACGCUUCCAAGUGUAUUCAGGGUUAGAUCCCUAGGUCUCUCACGCAAAACCAAAUGAAAUUGAGGGGACAUCAGCUCUAAACUAUGUUGUUUGAUUUUUUUCCCCCCAAAGUGCCUAACAAGUUGAUAUUAAACCCUGAGUACUAAUGGUUUAGUAGACAUACUAAUCGCCCAAGUCUAAGCCACUCAGGUACUUCCUUUUUUCCAUCAAAGUUUAAAUGAGUCUGUUACCCACCAGUAUGUCGAAGGUCUGGAAAAUGCUGUUUUUCCUAGAGUGUGUUGCCACAUGCAGGUUCAUUGGAUUUGUCUUGGUGAUCUCUGCUGUUGAGACAAAUCCCAACCUUUCUGGACAAAGAACACAAGUCAAAAGUGGGAGGUCUAUGGCUGUACAGCCCUGGCUGCAUACAGUCAGGCAGGAGACAUGUUCCUUUCUCAAGUCACAUCAGACCCAUCAUGCUUGAAGGAAAAUAGAUUUUUUUCAAGUGUUGAUUUGAAUCCUACACCAGCUUGUUACACUAAGACUCAAUGGUAAGUUCAAUCAGGUAGAAAGCCCUGACACAUGAAUACAUAUGCUUCCUUUCAUACGUGCAGAAUACUUCUAAGAAUUCAGUAGGUUUUGGGCUUGGUUGAUUGGGUUUGGGGUUGUUUUCAGGGCCAUGGUUGGAAGCAAGGGCCCUUGCCCACAGUGAGUAUGUUAUCUCACUGAGCUGUAGUUCCAGCCCUAGUAAAGCUUACCAUGAAAAUACCCCUCUCUCUGGAAAAGCCUACAGCAGGCUGCCAAGGGGACUUGGGAGGGAGAUGAUCUUACUGCUGCCAGCGAUCACUGCUGCACGUACUGCUCGGCAGCCCUACUGAGGUAGUUAGCCAUUUCUUCCUGCACCACCCUGACCCUCUGUUUAUACCUCUUUCUUGUGGGAUAUGUCCAGUCUAGCUGAUCUUGGGGUCCUCUCCUGGUCAGAGCAAGCUGUCAAGGACAGCUGUGAGUCCAGAAGCCGUCAGGUGGAAGUGGCUCAGGCCAUUUCUUACUUGAUCCUUGAUGUUUGGUUUUUGACUUUGAGUUAAAUUUGAGGUCAAACUGGUGGUUCUAAAAGACUCAAGGGCCCUAGCUUCUGUCUUCCCCAGUCUUUGGUAUAUGAAAGCACACUGCUUAAUAUUUUUAAAAUGUAUUUUAUUUUUCCUACUCUGACCUUUACACCUUCUCUAGAUGUAAAAGUAUCCCUGGUCAGAUUUCUACGAGGUUGAUUUAGCACAUGUAAGUCAGAAAUGACAUUUUAAGCAUUUCUAAGGGAAACUUGGUGAAUAACUUACCAUGUUCUUUUGGGGGCAUUCUGUGCUGUUUGGAAUGUUUGUUGUAACUCAUUCGUCAUGAAUGAGUGCUGUGGGCACUGAAGCCCAGUCUGGACUGUUGGGAGCUGUGAAACCCUGACGUCCAUUUGAUUUUGUUCAUUUGUCUUGUAAAAUGUGUUUGGAACAUUUCUUGACCUGACAUGGCUAGGAAGUGUGAGAGCUGCCACUGCAAAGAGGAGAGUGACUUCCUGUCUGUCGUGUGGGCAGCCUUGUCAGUGGCAGCUUUGAAGCAUGAUUGCUCUUGACUGUUGAGAUGGCUUAGCGGGUAUGCGUGUUUGCUGGACACACCUGGCCCCCGAGCUGUGACAGUGAAGGGGAGGCUGGCCACUGGGAUACAGGGUUUCUCUUUGUAGCUGUCCUGAGACUUGCUCUGUAGAUCAGACUGACCUUGAGCUGAUAGACACCCGCCUGCCUCUUCCUCCAGAGUGCUGGGACUAAAGGCGCGUUCGCCACCACUGCCUGACAAUAAAUAAAAUUCUCAAAAAAGAAAAAAAAACAAGGCUCUGUAAGUCAGGCAGCUCAUCUGGUUGGCAUCAAGUGAGAGGGCAGAAGAGGAAAGAGCCCUGUGGUACCUUUUCUGCCUUGUACAGGUGGGUUUCCGUCCUGUGGGUCCUGCUGACAGGCCAGGGAUGAGCCCAGCCUUGUCUGAGAAGAGCUAGAUGUUUGGUUGGAGGUCUUAAAGCAGAAACCCUUAAAUGACCUGAGGACAAAAAAUUCUAAAUCAGAAGGAUGAGGGGGAGUAAGAAUCUCACUUCCUCACCUUUAUUUUUAUCUUAAAUUUGCAUUGGAAGAUGCAGAAAGCUGAGUAUCAAUAGGGUGUGAUUAGCCCUGCUGGUUUGAGAAUAAAAUUUGGCUGUAAGUGUUGUAUCCACAUGUCCCAACCACAUCUUCAUUCUCCGGCAGAGAAUAGAUGUUGUUUCAGCACCAGCUGCUGCAAUUCUACCUUCUUAUUUUCACCUGCCAGGAACUACACAAGAGGCAGGCGAGUUUUUUAUAUGAAGGUCUUCUGCAGCUUCCCACUCAAGCCAAGUCGACCCAUGUUGUCCGUUUCAGUUUCUGCAUCUCUGGAGGCUGUGAUCUGUAGGCAUUUAGGAAAGUCAGUAUUAGCCUCUCACUUGAGUCUGAGCGAAUCUUGGAAAUUCAAGAAAGUUGCAUGUAAUAUGCAGGAGGAAAAGCUUUUGUUAUGCAGCUCAUGUGCGGGAUGUUGGAGAGCAUCCUUUUGCGGUUCUCUAUCUCUGUCCCGUGAGCCUUUGGUCUAAGAGUUGAAACUAGGAGUUUGUGGAUGAGUGUCAGCCCUUCUCAGCCAGCAUGGCACAUGGAACAGAAACCUAGUGGGUGACCUUCUCUGUUGUGUAUUUUUAUUUUGAAGAGUUGGCAUGCAGAAAUGGCAGGCAGGGCUCACGGGAGAGGAUUAGUCUAGAGCUGAGAUGUGCUGCCUCAGGAAGAGCAUCUGUCCUGAGCUCUAGGACCGCUGCUUCCUGCCUGACACAUUCACUGUGUGUUGUCUUCAUCUCAUCUCUCCUUGCCCCUUGGUGGCAAGAAGGGCUUUCCUGCUGCUCUGGGCACGAGUGUGGGGUAGUGAAUACAGUCUUCACCCCAGGAGACCGGAACAGGAGUGUCUCCUGCCCAACCCCCAGAACCAGAUCUAAGAUCUCCGCUCCACUAACUACUCGUGUUAGCUUGGAUCUGCCCUGAGUCGCUGCUUUUGUGUUUCCUCCCUUACCCUAAUAUUUCUCAGCCCCUCAAACAUCCAUCCACUGAUUUUCAUGUCACUAAAGGACAUUUGAGGACCUCUAAAGUCUUAGAAAAUCUACUUGAAAACGACUUGUCUGUGGUUAGCUUACUGCUGUCCUGAGAGACACAUGAUACCCCCAGUACUGGACCCGUGCUGUGCUCUCUGGGUUUCCAUAGAAGGCGUGUCUCCUGUACACAGAGGAUCAUUUCUUACCUAGUUCUGAUGACUGUUAAUCUCUAACGAAUACAGGAAGGGGUGAGCCUGAUAACUUUGACCUCUCCCAACCCCUUACCACACCCCUACAUGAUGCACUUCUAGAUCCUAUUGGCCUGUGUUCUAUAAGCUUUAGGCCAGCUCUUCCUCCCUGUGAUGUGACCCCCAAGAAUCAGUGAUCACCACUUCAAAGGGUGUCUGGAAGAGGCUACAACUUGCCUUUCUCCUCAGUUCCUAUUUUCUCCACUCUGGCUGCUUCCUGUUUCCUCCCAGGCAUUAUUUCCAGUUACUAUUUCCUGAUGGAUCUGCUCACCUUACCUCCCUUCCAGUGAGCCUGAGAGCACAGACCUGAGUGUGUGGCCUGUGCAGAGCUCAGAGCACUGUGAGGACUGCCCCUUCCUGUCUGACUGCUCAGGGCCAGAGAUGAUGAGUACCUGGUGCUGUCUGAGGAGCUCCUCGCUCCUGCACCCCUUCUUCCGCCGACUCCCUGUGCCCCAGCUGCUGGGCCUGACCUGGACAUCCAUCGUUGUAUGGGAGCUGCUGCUUGCUUGUUUCUCACCAGGCCUGCGCCAACACUCAGCCACUCCCCAGGCCCCGCACAGUUCCCCAGCGGGGACUUACCAGGUUCCAUUAGCUAAGUGACUGUGUGUACAAUACUUCCAGCACCCAAGGAUGUGGGGGUGGGGAAGAUUGUUUUAAAUAAAGAAAAUCUAAGGAGGCAGUAGACGGUUCUUUUUGCUUUAAAAUCUUUGGACUAAAGAAAUGUUUUUAUAUAUAUAUAAAUAUAUAAAGUAAAUCGUUAUGUAACUAUUAUUGUUUCCUGUAUGUUCUAAUUUUGUUUUAUGAUGUAAUUAAAGGAAAUAAGCUGUGAA